This is a messenger RNA of Antrostomus carolinensis (chuck-will's-widow), 439 nucleotides long. RefSeq names its product O-phosphoseryl-tRNA(Sec) selenium transferase-like. Gene Ontology annotation, biological process: selenocysteine incorporation; conversion of seryl-tRNAsec to selenocys-tRNAsec. Gene Ontology annotation, molecular function: tRNA binding; O-phosphoseryl-tRNA(Sec) selenium transferase activity. Lineage: Eukaryota; Metazoa; Chordata; Aves; Caprimulgiformes; Caprimulgidae. The annotation marks the transcript as partial. The record is from RefSeq and is a predicted model, not a curated record. The transcript is spliced from 3 exons.
AUUAAGGGAAAAUGUCCUGAAGAUGGAUGGGAUGAAAGCACCAUUGAACUGUUUCUUCAUGAACUUGCUAUAAUGGAUAGCAAUAACUUUCUGGGCAACUGUGGUGUGGGUGAGAGGGAAGGAAGAGUGGCAUCACAACUCGUUGCCCGAAGGCAUUACAGGUUGAUCCAUGGAAUUGGAAGGUCUGGUGAUAUUUCUGCAGUCCAGCCUAAAGCUGCAGGGUCUAGCCUUUUGAACAAACUUACUAAUUCAGUAGUUCUGGAUAUUUUAAAGCUGGCUGGUGUCCGGACAGUGACCAGUUGCUUUGUGGUUCCUAUGGCAACUGGCAUGAGUCUAACUCUGUGUUUUUUAACAUUGCGGCACAAGAGACCAAAGGCAAAAUACAUUAUCUGGCCACGUAUAGACCAGAAAUCUUGCUUUAAAUCAAUGAUAACUGCAG